AUGCAUCCUUACGAGUUGUCAAUAUUAAUGAGCUCCUUGGAGAAGGUAAAAUUGGAGCAAGAGAACCCAAGCCUCCUCCAAAUCCCAUACAACCCCUCCAAGGCUCCACCACCACCCCCAACUUCAGCGAAGCAGCCUGCCACAAUGUCGAACCGCGACGAGAUCCCCGAAGAGGCGAUUGAAAUCAUCGACACGUUUCGCAGCAUUGUCUCCACCAGCGCGCACAACCAGCCAGGGAUCAAGGAGGAGCUCUUGGAGCUAUGCUACAAGAUGGAGACGGUUCUGGAGUCCCCGGAUGACUUCAUACAAAAGCUUCGAGCAGAGGUAUGCUUCCUUCCAUCAAAUUGAUGAGACUAACAUACUGAAUGAUUCUGUAGCCAACAAGAUACACCGCUGUAAAGAUUGGCAUUGAUCUAGGCUUAUUCGAGAUGCUGGGGGAGAAUCCUAUCACUGCGGCCGCUUUGGCAGAAAAAUGCGAAGCCGACAAACUCCUGGUUGGUAAGUACUUACGCUUGAGAGCUGUGGCUCAAGUUUAACUGACUUCUAUCUUUUCUACAGCUCGCAUCUUGA
Molecule: messenger RNA, 570 nt
Organism: Hymenoscyphus albidus
Lineage: Eukaryota; Fungi; Ascomycota; Leotiomycetes; Helotiales; Helotiaceae
Source: the annotation of a GenBank genome assembly